AUGUAUCAUUUCUUUUAUUUCCUCGUUCCUCACUAUCCUUCUCCAGUAUAUUUUCUUCAUGGUUUCUUUCUUAUACGUUUGCCAGUUUUUAGUUCAUAUUUAUUCUUUCAUAUUCUUGACCAUUUUCUUUUUUGGGUUUUAUAUUUUUACUUAAUCCUCAUAUCUUUGUUUAUGUUCUUCGUCUUUCGGGAGAUUUUGGUUUUCAUCUUUCUUUUUCUCCUCCUUUGCCUCUUCAUUUUUUUUCUCAAUUUCUUUUUCACUUCACCACAUCUUUUUUUCUUUACCUCUCUGUCUAUUUUCAACCCUUCUUCCCCACGUUAUACUCCUCAUCCUCAUCCUCCUCCUCAUCCUCCGUCUUCUUCUUCUAAUCCCCCACCUUCUUCUUCUUCUUCUUCUUCUUCUUCUUCUUCUUCUCUCUGUCUUAUAGUCCAACUCUUCUGCCACAACCUCUUCUUUUUGAUAGUUCAAUUUCUCUUCAUUUUUUUCUUCUUUUUCUUCUUCUUCUCCUUUGUAUCCCAGUGCCUCCCACUACUACUAAUUUUUCUUCUUCCUUCGACGUUGUCCUUUUACUUUGUCACGUUCCUCUUCUUGUCUCUCUUUGUCUCUCCUUAUAUUUCUUUUCUUUCCUCCUCUUCAUUUCGUUUUCCUUCUUCCUCCUUAUUUUAUCUUUUUGAUUCUUUCGUUUAUACCUUCCCUCCCCCUCACUCUCUCUCCUUCUCUUUCUAUCUCUCUCUCUCUCUUUCUCUCGUUCUUUCUUUCUUUCUUUUUCUCUCUGAACUUUCUCGCAUAAAUAUCUCUCUCUCUCCUUCUCUCCUUUUCCUUCUCUCUCUCCUUCUCUCUUUCCUUCUCUCUCUCUUUCUCCCUCUCUCCUUUUCCUUCUCUCUCUCCUUCUCUCUCUCUCUCUAA
This is a messenger RNA of Acanthosepion pharaonis, 906 nucleotides long. The record is from the annotation of a GenBank genome assembly. NCBI's taxonomy places the organism in Eukaryota, Metazoa, Mollusca, Cephalopoda, Sepiida, Sepiidae.